ACAAACUGCCAAUGGGAGUCCCCAAUUCUUAACCCAUUUUCAUAUCUUCCCUUCAAAGAUGUCCUCUCAAAACUCAAGCUACUCUUCUCCUCCACAACUUCUCUCUCUCUCUCUCUCUCUCUCUCUCUCUCUGUUUCUGUGGUCAACAACUGCAAUGUAAUGUAGGAAAAGAAAAACCCUAAUUAAUGGACACUGAGCUUUCUUCCCAACCAAACACCUAUUCCUUCUUCCUCUUCUUUCCUCACGUCACUUCCGGCGUUCGCUUCCUCCAAUGGCGGUUGUUGUAUUUCCGCUCUGUCUCUCCUCGCCGUCACCCUGCCCUUCGUGUCCUUCGCGAACCGGACUCCGCCGUCCACCGCGUGCUGUCGCGUCAAUGUCGUCGUCGAACGCUGGUGGUGCCUGCAGUUCUUUGGUUCAAGCACGACCUUCGGGUCGACGAUCACCCUGGACUUGCGGCUGCCGCCGCCUGUCGGACCGUCGUUCCUCUCUAUGUCUUCGAUCGCCGAAUUCUCUCCCGCUUUUCUGAUGAAAUGCUAGAACUGCUUCUUUUUGCUGUGGUGGAUUUAAGAAAGUCAUUGAAGGAUCUGGGGUCUGAUCUGAUGAUCAGGUUUGGGAUGGCAGAAAGCAUCAUACAAGAUCUUGUCAAAGAGGUUCAUGCUACACAUGUAUUUGCUGAAGAGGAGGUAGAGUAUGAAUUACGUAGAACGAUUGAUGUUGUGAGAGAGACCUUGGCAACAGUCUCCUUUUCAGAGGGGAAUCCAAGAUUUGUGCUUUGGAAUGCUCCGCUUUAUGACCUCAAGAACUUGAAGGAACUGCCAGCAUCAUAUGACGAGUUUAAGAAAUUAAAGUUUCCUGUAAUUUCACCUCUCUUUCCCUCAAAGCUGCCAAAUUUAGAAGUAGACUUGAUUUGGGGUUCCAUGCCCACACUGGAUGAUUUGAAUAAAUUUAUGAAUGAUUUUCGGGGUGAAUCAAAAGAUAGAUGGAUGUCAAUCAAGGAAAUCUCAGCUGAAUCUGUAUUGCAGAAGAAUCAAUUUGUACCACCAAAUAAUCAGAAUGAAAAGUUGGGGACAUCCGCAUCUGGAGAAAUCAAUUGGAAUAACUCUUAUAAGCAUUCCCAAAGUGAGAGACCGAAAUCUGUUUUUGUAACACAAAGAGGCAAUUCAGUGGGAGGUGGGACUACUACAGUUUUGAAUGGGUUAGCUGCAUAUUUAAGAUACUUGGAGGGUACUGUCAGAGAUGACUGGCAAGAGGUACAUGAAAAAUUGCGCAAUGCUGAAAGUCGUGAAGGAGCUUCUUUUGGUACUCUCUUUGGCUCUGCCCUCUGCCUUGGUAUCAUAUCUAGAAGGAGAGCAUAUUAUGAAGCUAUUAAAUAUGAGAAAGAAAGAAAUGCUGGAUUUCUAUCUCCAUUUGGAUAUUCAGCAGCUACAGUUGCUGCAGUAGCUGAUACAGUCUGCUCUAUGGAGUGGUAUUGGCUUACGGCUUCAAAAAGCCAGUUAAUAGAUAAAGGUACUUACACCAUUCAAAUAUGGAGAUGGAAAGGCUUUCUAAUUCAGUAUACAGUUGUUGGCCAUGAAGGUCCUGCUGUUCUUCUAGUGCAUGGCUUUGCUGCUUUCUUGGAACAUUACCGUGACAACAUAACUGGUAUAGCUGAAGGUGGUAACCGAGUUUGGGCCCUCACUCUUUUGGGAUUUGGCAGAUCAGAAAAACCUAACAUUGUGUACACGGAAAUCAUUUGGGCUGAAUUGCUGAGGGACUUCAUCAUUGAAGUUGUGGGGGAACCGGUGCAUCUUGUUGGGAAUUCAUUAGGCGGAUAUUUUGUUGCAAUUGUUGCUGGCCUCUGGCCUGCUGUGGCAAAGUCUGUUGUCCUUAUUAACAGCGCUGGUGAUGUUGUUCCUCAAUAUUCUCUGGUACCACUUUCUAAAGAUAGGCAAAAUUCGCCAGUUGCAUGGCUGGGUGCUAGACUGCUUUUACUCUUCUUGCGGUUGAGACUCAAGGACUUAUUGAAGAGCUACUAUCCAACUCGAGAAGAACGAGUUGAUGAUUGGCUUAUUAGUGAAAUGACACGAGCUUCAGGUGAUCCGGGUGCGGUAGUGGUUAUCGAAAGCAUAUUCUCCUUCAAUCUUUCUAUCCCUCUUAACCGUCUCCUGGAAGGAUUUGAGAACCGGGUUCUUGUUAUACAGGGAAUGAAAGACCCAAUCACUGAUUCAAAGUCAAAACUAGCCUUGCUGAAGGAGCAUUGUAAAGGAAUCUUAAUCAGGGAACUGGAUGCUGGCCAUUGUCCUCAUGACGAGCUGCCAGAAGAAGUGAAUUCUAUUAUACAAGAAUGGGUAGUUUCUGUGGGAGGUAAAAUACUAUCCGCUGACAGAAGAUAAAAAUUCUCUUUCAACCACCUUCCAUUCCCUUUCUGCAUUGUAAAGCGCAUUUAAAUUGUUUGGUCUAUCCGAACAUCUGAUUCUUUAAUUAAACCCUGUAAUUAUUCACUCAAUUCAUUUGUUAAAAGGGGGAAUCUAAGUGAUUAAUUGAUGA
This is a messenger RNA of Diospyros lotus (date-plum), 2526 nucleotides long. RefSeq lists its product as uncharacterized. Bases 186 to 2372 code for a protein of 728 amino acids. Lineage: Eukaryota; Viridiplantae; Streptophyta; Magnoliopsida; Ericales; Ebenaceae. The transcript is spliced from 14 exons. The record is from RefSeq and is a predicted model, not a curated record.